Endocarpon pusillum Z07020 is the source of this 4005-nucleotide messenger RNA. RefSeq lists its product as uncharacterized. Lineage: Eukaryota; Fungi; Ascomycota; Eurotiomycetes; Verrucariales; Verrucariaceae. The coding region runs from base 1 to 4005 and encodes 1334 amino acids. Gene Ontology annotation, molecular function: zinc ion binding; protein kinase activity; protein binding. The transcript is spliced from 4 exons. Gene Ontology annotation, biological process: protein phosphorylation. The record is from RefSeq and is a predicted model, not a curated record.
AUGGCAUUCCCAGUAUCAGGGAGACCCUUGACUUCUGUCCCCUCCUCGUCUAAGGGAACACCAACUGCCUCGCCAGAAACUUCGACGAAAGCCGAAACUGGCGAGGACUCGCCUUUCGUGCCGAAUGUCUUUGAUUUCGUUACGCUUGCUGGCCGGGCCCAGCGCGCUAUCAGAUCAAGAAUUCCACCGUUGCUCCUGGGACCCCAAGCUGUUGAUAGCUCGCUACACAUUGGAGACGGAGCCUCCUUUGCAGUAUCAUGUCGAGCAAUUCCCAAGGUCGAGGCAAGAGAAUACACGACUCAAAUGGGCGGAUUAACUAUCAUCGCGAAGAGCGAUGCGCCUCAGCAACAACGCGAGUCUCUGGUCUAUAAGACAGCACGAAUCGCUUUCACAGAUCUCGGUGACCCAGUGAUUCAGGACAGGAGAGCAAUGGAUUCUGCGAUGAUGGAAAUCUAUGCCCUUGGUCAAGCUCCGCUCGUAGAGCAUCCGAAUAUUGUCGAUCUUCUUGGACUGGCUUGGGGAAGCAACCCUUUUGAACCCACACACAGAUUGCCGGUCAUUGUCCUGGAGCACGCAGAACAUGGUAGUCUGGCGGCGCUACAAGAAAAGGAGGAACUGCUACCCCAGGCUCGCCUAAGCUUGUGUCUGGAUGUCGCGCAGGGGCUCGACAUUCUGCAUCGCUGCGGCAUCAUUCAUGGAGACGUGAAAGCAGAAAAUGUCCUCGUGUUUUCGCAUCCAGAAAAAAAGUACAUUGCGAAGAUUGCUGAUUUUGGAUUUUCUGUGGUGGGAGAAGCAGCAGCCGUUGCUAUGCAUCUUGCUGGAACGCGACCAUGGAAAGCUCCAGAGACUACCGGUCCCGUGCAAAGAGAUCAGCUCAAAUUCACUGAUGUGUACUCCUAUGGCCUGUUUGUGUGGCGGACUGCUGUUGACAGCAUGAAUCCUUUCUCCUUCCUCCUUCCAGCGGGCUUGAAAGCAGAUGAGUUCAAUGCAGAAGUUGAACGCAUAAAGCAAGCCGAUGAGCUAACAAGACGAUGUUCCCCGGAGCACUGGUAUAUUUCAUACAUCAAAGCCUCUCGAAGAUGGAAGGCUGUCUCGCAAGUUCCUCUGUCAUUGGAGCAGACGACGCAGCUGCUUCAAAGAUGUUUAUCAUACAUGUCCUCUGGCUCGGCCGACUCGGACGAGAUCACUCAAAUAUUUAGGUAUACAUUUCAAGCAUUUUCGUCACAUUCUCUCCCCACGCAACAGAUUGAGACCCUUCUCUUACUGAGGGCUGCCUCCGAUCCUUUCUACGGCAAAGUGAGCGCGGUCCUGGCCCAAUGUCUUGGGAAGGAUCCGAUGUCUAGGUAUCUCGGCCGCGCGAUCGAAUUUUUACAGGGAAAGCCGGUUACAGCGUCAAUAUCAUCAAACGACGAGGAGCUCCUACUAAGGAAAAGCUUUGAUCGCUGUCUCCUUUCGUGGCAGCAGAUGAGAAACCUCGAGCCAUCUGUACAGACAUUUGUUUUUCAGAGAUUCUUAGCUCGUGUCCAGAAUGCCAGCAAAGACAAUAGAGUAAACCCACCAGAAUGCUUUAUGCUUGCCUCAUUUUACAUCAAUGGCUACGGAGCCGAUGUUAACUACGACGAGGCUGUUCGGCUAAUCCUUCAUGCUGCCAGAUGGGGUCAUGACAUUGCCAAAGCGUACGGUUACCGUAUCUGCCGCGCAAUAAAGGAAGAAUUUCUGGCUGACGAUCAGAUGAUUUCAAAUAUAUGGCAUAUGGCUCUUGAAGGCUCCCGAAUGGCUUCACAGGAUCUCGCGGACGUUGCGCCCGGGAACUAUUCUGAACUCAGAACAAUCCUGCGCGAUGGACUUGCAGGCACUGGAGCACGGUUUUUCGAGCCAGGAACUAGUCUACUCCAUGGCUUUUCUUACCGGCAGUGGAUGAACACGUUCGACGACCAGCAGGCCCUUGUCGAGAAUUUAAGUAGACUCGACAGGAUCGCUGAGUAUCGAAUCAACAAACGUGGCGACCGGAUAUUGCAUAUAGCCGCAAGCUGCGGAAAGUGCAAUGCAAUCGAGACGCUUCUUGACACGUUGUCCGCCCUCGACGUGAACCAUGUCAACGAUCAGGGAGAAACUCCGCUUCUUUGUGCCUGUAGAGCCGGUCAAACAGAGGUUGUUCACCUUCUGCUUGGCCGAGGAGCCGACGCAUCCAUUGCGACACCGAGCAAAGAAUCGCCCCUUCAUUGGCUAGUGUCAUUUGAAGACGCAGACAUCGAGAUCGUGGGCGGCACCCUUAUUGCAAGUGGCGCUGACAUCCGCUUAAGGACUACAAACAGUAUCGCUUACUCGCAGUUUCCUUCUGGAAUCGACGUGGAUCAUCAGCAACGUGGAACGCCCCUCAGCUGGGCAGUACACCAUGACCGACCAGCGAUUGUCAAGUUCUUGCUCGACCACGCUGUAUCAGCAGCUAUCUGCACAGACACGGUUGCUCCACACCCAACACCAGUGCAGUGGGCGGCCCAUUACCACCAUGUCGAAUGCUUGAAAUUUAUGAUAGAAGCUAUGCGGGAAGAGAAGCUCGAAUCCACCUACAUAACAUUCCUCGACCCUGCCACCCGGAGCGCGGAUGUGUUCUCGAUGAUGCUGCGCCAUGGCCCACAGUACAGGGUCAAGCUCAAAGAGACGUUUGACUAUCUCCUAAAAGCGACCAUUGGCGUCACUUUCAGCACGGGCGUUGGCGAGUUUGACUACACGCUGCUCUAUCUUGCCUUGUCCGAGGCACAUGAUGCAGUUGUCGAAUACCUUCUCUCGCCAGAGGUUGAGGCCAUGCUUUCCGCAGGAGCAGAACAGCACAACUCACAAUUGUCCGGCCCCACCGAUAAAUGGUCGAGGCGCUAUGGUGCAUUCAGCCGGGAGCAUAUCAACCAACCAUGUGGCGUCGACAAGCGGACGCCCAUAUUGGAAUGCGUGCGAUGGAAUCGUAAAACCAUGUUCCAGCUUCUAGUCGAGCACGGUGCGGACGUUCGCGCGAGUGCCAGGAAGCCUUUCACCAAAGACCAGAUGGAUUGGAGUGCUCUUCAUAUAUUUGCGUAUGCUGGACACAACACCGACGUUACUCUAGUCACCGAUCUUGUAGCCGCUGGUGUACCAGUGGAAGGCCGGCUCACUCCAGAUUCGAUAUCUGAGACGCCCUUACUCGUCGCCCUUGAGAACAAUGCUUUCAAUCUUGCGUCCACUCUGCUGUCUCUCGGAGCGGAUAUCAAUGCCCUCAGCGUCGGUUCAGGCUUGAUGGCACUCGAACAUCCCAACACAAUCCUCGGCCACAUCGUUGCCUCAGCUGCACAACACUCGACGCCCCGCUUGCGAUACCUCCUAUCUCAAUGCGAGGCCAGCGAGAAUCUCGACUUCACCGUCGAACCCGAGCGAAACAUCAGCGCCCUCCACCGCGCCGCCUGGGCCUACCGCGGCACGUACUCCAGAUCCCCUGACUCCAAUGACGGCCAGCCCAUCCAGCGGAGUACUACGACAUGGCCGUCAACCGCGACAUCAUCACUGCACCACGCCGUCGAGGCAGCGAACCUGGCCGCCCUCGAGUUAUUGCUCGAACGAGGCGCCCGCACGGAUAUCCGCGACGCAUUAGACCAGACUCCGUUGCAGCUGGGCGAGACAGUGGCGCUGCAUGCCGAUAUCAAAUGCGACGGGUGCGGUGUGUCUCCUCUCCGUGGUAUUCGCUGGCAUUGCCGCUCGUGUCCGGAUCACGAUGUCUGUGAUUCGUGUAAGAAGGCUGGUGCUGAUUCGUCGGAGCAUCUGUUUGAGAAGAUUGCGCUGAAGGAGACGGUGCGGCAGACUGCUGCGGCGCGCGGGGUGACGCUGCAGUCUGUUGCGCUGAAUCACAGCUAUGGCAAUGGUUAUGGGGAGGCGGAAUGCAUGGUACGUAUACUGGAUCUUCUGGAGGCGGAGGAGAGCUCGCACACUGAAGGUGUAGGUAUCGUCGAGGAGGAGCUACGGGGCCUGCGUAUUGAGUAA